Messenger RNA from Tetrahymena thermophila SB210, 7515 nucleotides. Its product is annotated as transmembrane protein, putative. The transcript is spliced from 5 exons. Lineage: Eukaryota; Ciliophora; Oligohymenophorea; Hymenostomatida; Tetrahymenidae. Gene Ontology annotation, molecular function: protein binding. The record is from RefSeq and is a predicted model, not a curated record.
AUGUAAAAUAUAUUUUAAAAGUAAAUUUAAUAAACUAUUAAAUACUUUUUAAUUAGCUCUCAAUAAAUUUAUAUAUUAAAUUUAAAAAUGAGUGUUAUCUAAUUUUAAUAUAUAAGCUAAAUACUGGGAUUCCCAGAAAUAUUAUAAUAGUAUUAAUAAAUUUUUUAAUUUUGUUAAAAAGGUAUAAUAAUUUAUGACAGAAUAGAUAUUUUAGUGGAGACAAAUAUAUAAACUGUUAGUGGUUUUUUAAUUGAUGGAUAUAUUUAUUGUAAAGAAUUAAAUUUGAUAAUAUUUUACAUAAAUACUUCAAUAUUUGCUUAACUGUAUGUAUAUGACAUUAAAUAGAAAUUAUAGAUAGCUUAAAUUACAGGAAAUCUAAAUUAAGAUGGUUAAGUAGCAGGAUUGACUUAUGAGAUCUAAUCUUAGUAUGUUUAGUUUAUUGAUACAUUAGGAAACUAUUAUAUUUUUGAUAUGUUUGAUUCAUUUAGUUUAGAAAAUUUAUUUAGAAUAACUGAAGUAAUAGAUAGAUAAGAAAAAGUUUAAGGAUUAGAUUAUGAUUACAGGACAAAUAAUGCAAUAAUAUAUACAGAUUAAAGUAUAUACAUAAUUGACUAUACUUAAGUUAAUUAAUAAUUUAUGCCUUCUCUCUCUGACCAAAGAAGUUUAUUCACUCAAAUAAAUGAAUCUACUUAUAUUUUAGUUGAUAGCUAAAACUAAUUAUAUAGAUACUCCAACUAAUCAUUAAAAUUCGAAAGAUUUUUCGAUAAUUAAAAUUUAAAAGAAGUUAGAUAUAAUCAAGAAACUGAUUCUUUGGUUAUAGCUUUUGAAAACAAGAUAAGUAUAUGUAUUUAAUACGAGUAAAAUAGAAUUAGUUAUUUCAAUCAAAAUUGCACUGAAAUUGAUAUGCCUUUUCAGUAAUUUAUUUUAGAUAAUAUCUUUUUAUCCUCCUCAAAAAUAAUCUAUCAUUAUGAUUUGUCUACUGUCUAAUUAAUAAACUAAAUAGUACUUAAUCCAUAAUUGUUUCUUAUAAAAUUUUUAAAAAUUUAAAAUUUAUUACUUUUCGGAAUAAGUAAUGGCACUCUUAUUUAGUAUGACAUUUCUACCUAACAAUAAGCAUAUUAUAGCAUUUCUUUAUCUAAUAAUAUAAAUCAAUCAUUUCUAUUUUUAUAAAUAGAAAAUGUUAAUAGAACUAUGAUUGCUUACGCUGCUACAAAUUUAGGAAUAGUAUUAAUUAUUGAUUUAUAAAAAUAGAUGAUAUUAGAUUAAAUAAAUUUACUUUUAUUAAGUAAUAUCGAUCAAGAAUAAGGUACAUUAUUGACAGGUUUUUCAUAUGAUGAGUUAUAUAAUAGAUUCAUAUUUUUUUUCAGCGGUGAUAAGAAAGCUUAUAUUUGGGAUUAUAAUAAAGAUUAGCUUAUAGGAUACUUACCUUUAAUUACUACUUUCAGAAACUAUAUUAUCAUGACAAAGAAUUAUAUAAUAAUAUAAAAUACAUUUAAUCUAAGCUUUUUUAAGAAAUAAGAUAUCUAUAGGUUAGUUUCAACUAUUUAAUUUCGCUUAUAGUAUGAUAUUUUGCAAGAAUUUGAAAUAAUUGAGGAAAAAUAUUUGCUCUGCUUCUUUACUGAUAAGUUUUAAUUCUUUGUUUUAUUUGAAGAUUCAUCAAAUUAAUAAAUUAUAAAUUUUUAACUUGAAAAUCAAAAAGAAUUGCCAUAUCCUUAGCUUCUUGGUUAUAAUUUAAAUUUAGAUUAAGGCUAUUUGAAAGUAUAUGGAGUAUCUUAAAGAAAUGUAUUUGAAGAUAAACACAACUUAAAUAUUUAUCAAUAUAAUUCUAAUAUUACUAUCUGCUCGAGUCAAAUAGAAAAUUCUAAUUUAUUUGAUAGUUAAAAGAAUUUAUAAUCAAUAUAGCCAUUAAUGCAAUCAAUUUAAGGAGCUUAUGGUAGAACACUAAUUUAAUAAUAAAAUUGGAGUUUUUUAAUAUUUUUGGAUAUCUAAAAUAGUAAUUUGAAAAUGCUUUAAUCAUUAUUUUAAUAAUCAAAUUAAAUAAAUAUCUAAACAUUUUUAAAUUUUAGUACAAAUUCUAAUGUCACCUUGAGUAAUCAACUUUUCGAAUUUUUUAAUCAAGAUUAAUAUUACUUAUCAAACUUUAACUUUUUGUUUGACUAAGCUGGAUCUCAAAAUUAUACUUUUGCCUUAAAUUCUUCAUUUACUGAAAUUAGAAUGUUGGAAAUUAGUUUAGUUAAUUAAUUAAUAUAAGAAUAGUAAAUCAUACUUAAUAACUAGAAUUUAGUUGUUAUUCAGAAUUUAACAAUUUCAGGAAUUACUUUUAAUUCAUUAAAAAACAAUGCUUCAUCAGAUUAAUCUCUUAUUAUUUUUGAUUCUAUUAAAACAAUAUCAUUAAUAAAUUUAAAUAUUUUUGAAAAUAAAGGAAACACAGCAAAUGAAAAUUUUAUUAUAUUUAAUGAUAUUAAAACUCUUAUAAUUAGUUAAUUAAAAAUAAAUGAUAAUGAUAAUAUUUUUUCUUUGAUUAAAUUUUAAAAUGUAGAGACUUUGAUUAUUGAAAAUUUAUAAGUUCAAAGUAAUAUCAUUAACAAAAAUGGUUUUAAUUUUUAAAAUAGUAAUGACUAUAAUAAAUUUAUAAUAUAAGAGAAUAAUUUGUGUUACAAUACUAUUCUUUGCUUUGUUGGAUGCUAAAACAUAACUAUUAAAAACUCAAAAUUAACAAAUAAUGAAGAUUAUAAUUUAAUAUAAACAUAUUCAUUUUAUUACUAAUAAAGCAAUCUGAUUUAGCUUCUUUUAAAUGAAAUAAAUUUAAAUAACUUAAAUGUUACAUAAAAUAGUGCUAAUCCUUUUUCUUUUUUGAUAAGUUUAGAUAAUACUUUGGUAAAUAUUAAUUAGCUGAAUUGUAUUAAAAAUAAUAACAAUAUGAUAAUUUAAAAAUCAAAAUCAUUAUUAAUUAAAAAUAGUUAAUUUAUAGAAAAUUCAUCAUUAAAUGGAGGUGCUAUGUAUUUAGAUUAAAUUUAGAAUUCAAUUUUGAUCUAAAAUUCACUAUUUUAAUAUAACAAAGCAAUACAGAGUGGUGGUGCUUUUUAUAUUUAUGUAACUAAAUAAAUUACUUUUGAGAUAGAUCAUAAAAGUUUAAUUUCUAAAAACAAUGCACUUAUAGGAGGUGGAUUACGUUAUAUUUAUCCAGAUACUCCUUCUCCUUAAGAAUAUAUCCCUUAAGGCUUUCCUUACAGUUAUAUUAUUAUCAAAAAUACAGCUGAAAUAUAUGGAGAUAAUGUAGCAUCAUACUUAAAAAAUAUAUAAAUUAGUUAGAUUAUUAUCUAAAAUGAUAUUAAUGUUGGAAAUAAAGUAUCAGAAAAUGAAAAUUCUAGUUCAAUUAAAUAAUAUGAAAUAAAUGAUUUUUAAAGCGGAGGACAAUUAUUAUUGAGAGUAAUUUUGCUUGAUCAAGAAGGAAGAAAACUAACUUUUUCUAAAGAAAAUUUGAUAGAUUAAUAAUAUCCUCCUGAUAUUUAGUAAGAAUUAGAGAAUAUUUAAAUUUAAAUAACAAAUUAGUAAAAAACAAAAGAAAUAAUAAUUUUAGGUAACAAUUUAGUUAAUUAUUAUGAUUAUAACUCAACCUCAAACACAUUUGAUAUUUAAAUAUAAAUUUAAUCUAAACCUAAAACUUAAGAUUUACUUUAAGUUUAAGCCAACACAGCUAUAGCAAAUGGAUUAAUUCCUCCAAUUAAAAUAAAUAUAAAUUACAGAAAUUGUAAAAUAGGAGAAAUUAUUUAAAAUAUCAACUCAAAUAUAAUUAUAUGCUAAUACUGCUCAAAUGGAACCUACUCUAUUAUAGAUCCAAAUGUAUUAAAUUAUACUUAUUUAUCUGUGGAUAACUAUUGCAAAUCUUGUCCCUAAGGUUCUGCAACCUGCUAAGGUGAAAAUAUUAUUCUGUAAAACGGUUACUGGAGGAUUAAUAAACUAUCUGAUGUAAUUUUAUAAUGCAGUUUAGCCAGUGAAUAUUGUUAAGGAGGUUACAAUGAAGGUUGUACAGAUGGGCAUAUUGGACCAUUAUGCUAAGAAUGUGAUAUUUUAGGAGUGGAAUAAAAAAAUAAUGUGAGAUAUACAGAGGGUGUAUUAAAAGGAACAUGCAAUACUUGUCCAAGUUCUAUAAGUUUGGUUUUUUAUGAAGUAUUUAUGAUAUUAGUACUAACUGCUUAUUUUUUUUUUAAUUUCUACAUAUUUAAGAAAAGCUUCAUUUAUUAACAAACUUGCUAUUACUUAAGAAUAUUACAUAUUCUUCCAAUCAAUAAAAGCUCAUUUAGGAGUAUAUAAGGUUCUUUUAUAAAAAUAUAUGUCAAUUAUUGCUAACUAUCUUCAAUCAUAAUUAACGAUACUAGAUCAAUACCUAAUUUAAAUAUAGUUUAAGAUUUUAUUGGAUCUUUUUGCAACAAAGUUAUGAUCUAAUAUAUCUGUCUGAUUGAUGAAUAAUUUCUGAAAAAGUAUAGUAAAAUUGGAAUAUAAAUUUUUAUCUAUACUCUGAUUCCUUUUUUACUUGGAGGUUUUCAACUUAUUUGCUUGUUUAUUUUCUCUAAAGUUUUCAAAUAUAAUGUAAAGAAAUAUGACUAUUUGUCAUUUUUAAAUAUCUUACUGAUGUACUUUUAAACCUAAUAAACUUUUUUUUUUGCUUAAUCUCUUUCUUGCGUAGAGAUAGGUUAAUAAAACUAUUCUAGUUUAGACUUAACUCAACAAUGCUCAUCUUAAAUAGUUUUAGAAGUCAUAAAACCAAUAUCAAUAGCUUUUAUUAUAAUUUGGAAUUUAUUCCCUUUAUAUAUUAUCUAUAAACUGUUUUAAAAUUCACAAAUACUGAAUUUUUGUUCAAUAAAAUAUUCUUUAGGUUAUUACUAUAAUGAACUUAGACCAUCGUAUUAUUACUGGGAGUUUGUCAGGAUAUACAUCAAAAUAGCUAUUGUUUUAAUUUUUGUUUUGCUGUAAUAGAAAUAUAAACAUCUCUCAUACAAUUUAAUUAAUGUCAUCAUACUUUUAUAUAUAAAAAAAAUCAGUGUAAUAAAACCUUUCUUAUUUAAAGAUAUUAACAAAUGUGAAAUAUACUCUCUAUUAAUGCUAAUAUCUAAAAUAAUAAUACAAAUGCUAAUUGAGUUGAAUAUAUUUCAAGUAAGCAUUGACUUUAUAAUGGUUGCAAUGAAUUACUUUUUACUAUCAUACUUUAUUUUGAUUAUAAUUGUGAAAGAUUAAUAGAGCACUUUAAGAAAAUUAAUAUUAUUUACUAUAAACAAAUUACUUACAUAAAAAUAUAAAGAUAAAUUAUAAUUAUCAAAAAAUAAUUAGCUAAAAACAUUUAUGAGGUGGAAGCUGUUAAGAAACUCAAUUAAGAAAAAAAAGAAUGAAUAAAUUAUUAUUAAUAUUCCGUAGCUUGAUAGGACAAGAUUAACUGAAAAUAUAUCAUUAAAAAAGUCAAAAAUUUUAUCUCAAAAUGAAAGGAAGUCUUUAUUUGAAAAUGAAGAUUACUUGAAUUUUUCCUCCGAUUUGUAGGAGUCCUAAUCAAAAGCCUAGGAUAUUAAGCUAUCUAGAUUUCAAAGCUUUGUAGUUGAUGAAAAAAUUGAAGUACCUCUGAGUUAAGAUCUAGUAGGGUUUGUGUUUAACUACAAUGCCUCAAUGAGUAUAGACAAAUAUCAAGAAGAAAAAAAUAAAACAUACUUAGUUUAUUACGCCUAUUUUUAUUAUCAAAAUGGUACUUUUUCAUAAAAAUUUGACCUUGAUGUUAUAAAAUGUACUGAUCCUAAGCUUCAAGGGUAUAAUUGUGUAGAUUUCUCCAAAAUAAGUAACUAUACGCUUGUUUUAGAUAACAGUGCUAAUGUAAUUUCAUAAUUAUUUAUUAACCUAUAUAGCUGUUUGGACAUAGAUCAAGUCAAAAAAACUGUCCCUUAAAAUUGUGCUUCGCAGUAAGAUAUAGAUGAUAUAAUAAAUGGAAGUUAAUCCUUAUUUUAUCUAAAAAUGAAAGUAUAAUAAUAUAAUACAACUUCAAAAUAAAUUUAGACAAAUUAUAGAAAUAUUUAUAAUUUUUUACUUUCCAAUUAAUUUACAAUUACUACUUUAAAAACUUAAAAAUAAGAAACAUAAGUAAAUGAAGGAUUAAUAUUUUAGACUAAAUAAAAUUUCUAAUCUCCCAUUUAGUACGACCCAGUUAAUUUAAGCUAUGAUAGAUAGUUCUCAUUGCAAUAAGGAUUAGGACCGUAUAACUAAGUUUCUAUCUACUUGGAUGAAAUUGUAUAGCAAUUCUAAAUUUAGUAUCCAUCAAUAACUGAAAUAUUUGCUCUUGUUAAUAGUGUUGCUUCUAUUGUCUUAGCUUCUAAAUUUUUAGGACGGUAUUAUUCCUAAAGAUAAAUCUAACAAAACUUCUUCAUGCUUUUUUUAAGAAGAUUAUUUUAAGAAAAAAACCAAUAAAUAUUUGAACAUAAUCAAUAGGAUACUCUGUAAAACAAAUAAAAGCUUUAAAAUUAAAAUGUUAAUGAGGAAGCGACUGAUGAUUUUUUAGAACAGCAAAAUAAAAUUGAUUUGAAAAUCCCUAACUUUGAAACAAAGUUUAGAGAUUAUGUAGAAAAAAGUCAAGUCAAUAAUUUUUAAUAAGAUAAUUUAAUAAAUGAGUUAAAAUUCAAAAACUAAGAAGAUACUAUUUAAGAGUAAAAAGGGGAUGAUACAAUUUAAAUUAGUCAAUCAUCACAUUUUUCAAAAAGCCCCUAAAAUUAAUACGAAUUUAAAAACUAUCAAAAUGAUUCUAAAAUUAGCAUUUUUGAUAAAUAAAUUCAUAAUUAAAUUCAAACAAGUAAAUUUUUUGAUUUUUAGAGAUAAGUUUUUCUUGAUUAAAGAAGUUAAAGUUUGAGAAAAUAAACAAAUUUCAAUAUAAAUGAGCUUGAUAGUAUAAACUUUACAAGUAGUGUAGAAAAAAAAGAUAAAAUGAAUAACUUUGUUUCUGAAAUAGAAGCUAAAAAGAAACUUUCUUAUUUUUAAAAUUAAGGAAGUAUAAAAAUUAACAUUUCUUAAAAAUUAAAAGCAAUUUAUAGUAAUUAAGUGAAGCAAACUAUUCAAAAUUUUAUUUUUAAGCCAAGAUUAUUGAAUACAAAAUAGUACCUUAAUUCUAAGGGUAUAUAUGUGAAUUCCUUAGCAAAAAUUGGAAAAGAAGUUAAAAAGAGUUUAGAUAUUUAUGAAUUUUACAAAGACAUCAUUUUCUUAAAAAAAGCUAUUACAAUACUUCUCAGCAAAGAUUAAUUGGCAGCAAUUUAGCUUGUUAAUCUGACAGAUAAUUUUUUGAAUUUAGACUUAAAUAGUAAAGAUUUUAAAACUGAAUACAAAAAUUCAAAAAGAAAACUAAAUUACUUUGAAAAGUAAUUUAUAAUUUUGCAAUCAGAUUAAUUACAAGCUGAAUAUAUUGAAAAAUUUUUCAAAAGAAGAUAGAAACUAGAAUAAAUAAAUGAAGUAGAUUAAAGAAUCAUUUCUUCCAUCUUUAAUAAAUAGUGA